Messenger RNA from Anopheles merus, 3043 nucleotides. It is a transcript of the gene Fim, whose product is annotated as plastin-1. The transcript has 6 exons. Gene Ontology annotation, cellular component: actin filament; actin filament bundle; cytoplasm. NCBI's taxonomy places the organism in Eukaryota, Metazoa, Arthropoda, Insecta, Diptera, Culicidae. Gene Ontology annotation, biological process: actin filament bundle assembly; actin filament network formation. The record is from RefSeq and is a predicted model, not a curated record. Gene Ontology annotation, molecular function: calcium ion binding; actin filament binding. Bases 451 to 2631 code for a protein of 726 amino acids.
UCGAGAGUCUUUAGCCAACAAACGGUAACUGAACACGUUUCACGCUGUGUGUUUUUACGAUCUAAGAACUAGCAGCCAAACGCUUGCUCAAACGCUGGUGUAUUACAAAAACAGCAUCAAAAUUUACAGUGCAAUUCGUCAGAUGGCAUACGAGUGAGUUGUUGUUUUAAAAAGAAAAAAAGAAGCAAUAAGGCAAAUAACGUAAAUAAAGUUGUGUACGCGCAAUACUACACACGCCACCAAACCUCGGAGGCACAACACAUAAGCAGUAGUAUAAAAAUAAAAGCGAUCACCGAGUGCGUGUGUGUGUGAGAGUGAUUGUAGUGUGGUGUGUGUGCGUGUGUGUGUUUAGAGCGAGUACCAGCGGCUAGUGGAGAAGUGAAGCAGACGGGAUCAUCGAUCGCGAAGCCAGCAGUGCAGUGGUGCGAAAGAGCGCGAGAUACAACAAAAAUGGCUUCUUUCCGAAAUGCCGCACAUCACCAGAAGAGCCUGUCGGUGGAGGAGCGGGCAGAGAUGCGGGAAAAGUUUGAGGAGAUCGACACCAACAAAGACGGCUUCAUCGAGCUGAAGGAGCUGAAGGAUGCACUCGACCAGGUGGGCUUCAAGCUGCCCGGCUACCAGGUACGCCUGAUGAUCGACGAGUACUCGAACAAGCAGCGAUCGCAACACGUUGGCAAGCUGUCGUACGACGAGUUCGAGUCACUGUGCAUGGACCUGAAGGCGAAGGAUGUGGCGAGCACGUUCAAGAAGGUGGUCUCGAAGAAGGAAAACCUAGAAACGCUGGGCGGCAUGUCGGACUCGUCCGCCGCCGGUACGACACAUUCGGUGCGCGUCGAGGAGCAGUUAGCGUUUAGCGACUGGAUCAACUCGAACCUGGUGCACGAUCCGGAUCUGAAGCACCUGCUGCCGCUCGAUUCGGAGGGCAAGCUGCUGUACGACAAGAUGAAGGACGGCAUACUGCUGUGCAAAAUCGUCAACCACUCCUGCCCGGACACGAUCGAUGAGCGGGCGAUCAACAAGAAAAAUUUGACCGUGUACACCAAGUUCGAGAACCUGACGCUGGCGUUGGUGUCCUCGCAGGCAAUCGGCUGCAACAUCGUCAACAUUGAUGCACACGAUCUCGCCAAAGGCAAGCCGCACCUGGUGCUCGGUCUGCUCUGGCAGAUUAUUCGCAUCGGGCUGUUCAGUCACAUCACGCUAGACAGCUGUCCGGGGCUUGCCACGCUGCUCUCCGAUGGUGAGCGGCUCGAGGAUCUGAUGAAGCUGUCACCCGAAGCGAUCUUGCUGCGCUGGGUCAACCACCAUCUCGAGCGGGCCGGCAUUGCCCGGCGCUGCACAAACUUCCAGAGCGACAUCUCCGACUCGGAGGUGUACUCGUACCUGCUGAAUCAAAUCGCUCCCAAGGAUGCCGGUGUGAACGUGGAAGCGCUCAGAGAACAAAACGCCUUAAACCGUGCCGAAAUGAUGCUGCAACAAGCGGCCAAGCUGAACUGCCGAUCGUUUGUCACCCCGCAGGACGUCGUCAACGGAGUCUACAAGCUCAAUUUGGCCUUUGUAGCUAAUCUGUUCAACAAUCACCCGGGACUGGACCAGCCGGAAGAGAUCGAAGGGCUAGAGUCGAUCGAGGAGACGCGCGAAGAGAAAACUUAUCGCAAUUGGAUGAAUUCGAUGGGUGUCAAACCGCACGUGAACUGGCUGUACUCGGAUCUGGCGGACGGACUCAUCAUCUUCCAGCUGUUCGACAUUAUUCAGCCGGGCAGCGUGCAGUGGAAGCGGGUGCAUCAAAAAUUCACACCGUUACGGAAGUUCAUGGAAAAGCUGGAAAACUGCAACUAUGCGGUUGAGCUAGGCAAGCAGCAAAAGUUUUCGCUGGUCGGCAUUGCCGGACAGGAUCUGAGCGAUGGCAAUGCGACGCUUACGCUCGCACUUAUCUGGCAGCUGAUGAGAGCUUACACGCUUUCGAUUUUGUCCCGCUUGGCCAACACCGGCAAUCCGAUCAUCGAGAAGGAAAUUGUCCAGUGGGUGAACUCAAAGCUGCAAAGCGCAGGCAAACGGACGAGCCUGAAAAGCUUCCAGGAUCCGGCGAUCGCUGAUGGCAAAAUCAUUAUCGAUCUGAUCGAUACGAUCAAACCCGGCAGCAUCAACUACGACAACGUCCGCGACGGUGGCAACCCGGAGGAGAACUUGGAGAACGCUAAGUACGCGGUGUCAAUGGCACGUAAGAUCGGUGCACGUGUUUACGCCCUGCCGGAGGAUAUCACCGAGGUGAAGGCAAAGAUGAUCAUGACCGUGUUCGCCUGCCUGAUGGCGAUGGACUACGUGCCAAACAUGGACAGUGCGAAAUCGGCACCACCGGUCGCUGCAGUCGUGCAGGCUCCGGUUCCCCAGCAGCUUCCACAGCCACCCGUGCUGGUAGACAACGAACCGACGGCAGCAGCUCCUGCAACGGUCGUAACCAACGGCACAAACGGGAACGGUACCGUCGGUGACGACGAAGAGGAGCAUCAUUUGCAAGAGGAGCCGCAGGAAGCGUCAGAGGAAUCCACCACCGUACCGACGACCACGGCCAGCGAAACGAUACCAUCCACCUCACCUACACCGCCGCAAACCAACGAUGAGUUCGCAGAUUGAACGCCUCACGUCGUCCAGGGUGUGUUGGAAAUUGAGCAUAGAUCAUCGUCGGGGUGGGGUGAUAUGCAACGGAUUUGUGGCAGUAGCAACGCAACACAGUGGCCACAACAGUCAAUAUAAUACCAGGUUACAACGGGGGACAAAGUGAUGCUGUGUAGAGAGAGAAUUAAACCUUUCCACGCAUGUCUAUCGUGAGAAUGUGAGUUUGUUUGUAUGUAUGGUCAUGUAAUGUAUGUAUGCAUGUAUGUGUGUAUGCAAGCAAACAACGGGUGACCGGAUGGCUUAAGCUCGUAGCUACAGGUUUGUGUGCACGUGGAUGUAAAGUAAACAGGGCUAACGAUCGUGUAAUCAAACUUCUUAGUUCUGAAGUGUAAGAACAACAUAUACAAGAAUAUAACGCGUAUGGAUGUAA